AUGAAUGAGAACAUUGAAUACAUAAGAAAGAAAAAAUUAAUGGAAAUAUUUGAGGGAUUAUUAGGUUAUAUUUAUUUCAAAAAGCCUAAAAAUAUUAUAUUGUCUAUUAUUAAUGAACUAAAAAAAUUAGAAAAAGAAAAAAAAAUAAAAAAUAUUUUUAGUAAUGAUGAUAUAGAAGCAAUGUACGCUUUUCUAAAUUUAGAAAACAACAAAUAUAUAACCAAAGAUAAGUGCAUUUUAGGAUUAAAUCAAUUUUUGUUAAAUAACAAACAAAGAGAAUAUAUGGAAAAAAUAAAAAUUGCAGACAACAUUAACUUAGAAAUAUUUACAAAAUAUGCAGAGGAAAUUAUUAACAUUUAA
Molecule: messenger RNA, 360 nt
Organism: Plasmodium gallinaceum
Lineage: Eukaryota; Apicomplexa; Aconoidasida; Haemosporida; Plasmodiidae
Product: conserved Plasmodium protein, unknown function
Exons: 6
Coding region: 1-360 (119 amino acids)
Source: RefSeq, a predicted model, not a curated record